Epinephelus fuscoguttatus (brown-marbled grouper) is the source of this 1913-nucleotide messenger RNA. Its product is annotated as solute carrier family 22 member 7-like. The transcript has 10 exons. Gene Ontology annotation, biological process: transmembrane transport. Lineage: Eukaryota; Metazoa; Chordata; Actinopteri; Perciformes; Serranidae. The record is from RefSeq and is a predicted model, not a curated record. Gene Ontology annotation, cellular component: membrane. Gene Ontology annotation, molecular function: transmembrane transporter activity. Bases 159 to 1775 code for a protein of 538 amino acids.
CACAUUGACACAUUCUCUUUAGCUGACCAUUAACCCAUGACAUCUAACAGUGUGCAACAGGAUAGUGUCACACUUUUAAACUGACAUCUUGUGUGCUUUGUGAUAUCAUUCUCUGGGCUUCACUCCAAACUGGAAGUGUUGUAUCAUUUAUUCUGAAGAUGAAGUUUGAGAACGUGCUGGCAGAGCUGAACGGCUUUGGUAGAUUCCAAUUAAAGACGAUCCUCUUGAUGGUAAUUCCUCGUAUGACUUUGCCUUUUAACUUUCUGCUGAAUAAUUUCAUCGCGGCUAUUCCGUCUCACCACUGCGACAUCAGCUCUCUGGAUGAUGGAGGACUUUUUAGGAAUUUAUCCCAAGCGGAGAGGCUUCUUGUUAGUGUUCCACUCCAGGAGGAUGGGACUCUGAACUCGUGUCAGAUGUUUGCAGAACCUCAAUAUCAUCUGCUGCUCAACUCCUCCAACAUGGCUGAGCUACCCACAGUGCCAUGUCAGAAUGGAUGGGUAUAUGACAACACCACCUUCAAGUCUACUCUGGCCACAGAGUGGGAUCUGGUUUGUGAUAAAAGAAGAGUGAACAGAGCCACAGCCACUAUCUUCUUCAUGGGGGUCAUGGUUGGAGCAGCAGUGUUUGGCUACUUUAGUGACAGGUUUGGCCGAAAAAUCAUGCUUCUGGUGUCAUAUGUGACAGCUGCCAUCUUUGGAUUUGCAAGUGCUUUCUCAUAUAAUUUUGCCAUGUUUGCUGCCAUGAGGUUCUUCACUGGACUUGGAAUAUCUGGAAUAAGUAUUAUCACCAUCGUCCUUUGUAUUGAAUGGGUGGACAUUAAGCAUCGAACUGCAGUGGGCGUUCUUAUGAGCAUGGACUGGAGUGUUUGCACUGCUGCGCUACCUUUGGUUGCCUACUUUGUGAAUGACUGGAGGCACCUCACUGCCGUAGCAACCACCCCGCUGUUUCUCGCAAUGAUUUCCUGGUGGUGGCUCCCCGAGUCUGCCAGAUGGCUGAUAAGUACUGGAAAGGUCAACAGGGCUCACUUUUACUUGAGCAAGUGUGCAGAAGCCAACGGCAGAGAGCAGUUCAUGGCUGACGUAAAGCCUGAGGUUCUGUCCAAAGUAAUACUUGUAGAAAAUGAAAACAGGAAAUAUUCCUACCUGGACCUUGUGAGGACACCCAGAAUGAGGAGGCUGGCUCUACUUACUGCCAUUGUUUGGUUUGGAGUGGCCUUUACGUAUUACGGAAUCAGCUUGAAUGUCACUGGAUUUGGUCUGAACAUUUAUCUCACACAGUUCAUCUAUGGAGUCAUUGAACUUCCAGCAAAAGCAUUUAGCUUUUUCUCUCUGAGCAAAACUGGCCGAAGGUUGAAUCAAACAGGAACACUUCUUAUGACUGGACUGUGUAUAUUCUGCAACAUGUUUGUCCCUAAAGAUAAGGGGCUGUUUCAGACAGCUGUGGGGGCUUUGGGCAAAAUGUUCUCCGAGGCAACUUUUACAACUGUAUAUCUGUACACAUCAGAGCUUUACCCCACAGUAAUGAGGCAAAAUGGAUUGGGGUUCUGUGCUGUCAUGGCUCGUUGCGGUGUGUCUGUAUCCCCCCUGAUCAUGCUUCUAGAAGAGGUGUGGGGCCAUUUGCCGAGUACUAUUUUCUCCCUGGUGGCUGUUGGUGCAGGGCUAUCAGCUUAUUUUCUACCAGAGACAAAAGACAUCCGUCUACCAGAGACUAUUGAGGAUGUGGAACUAACAAGGAGAAGAUCAAUCUGCGCAUCUGACGAGAAAGCUCAACUCUAAAUGGACCUCAUCUUCAUUGCAACCAAAAGGCCUCCACGUUUAGUUGCAGGGUAGAUCAGUGGGAGUAAUGUGUUUUAACGUGUAGUAAUGAACAAACCAUUGUUUCUUAAAGAAUUUUUUAAUACAUUUGCAUUGUUU